This is a messenger RNA of Pistacia vera, 2414 nucleotides long. Its product is annotated as probable quinone oxidoreductase. The coding region runs from base 206 to 2116 and encodes 636 amino acids. Gene Ontology annotation, molecular function: oxidoreductase activity. The record is from RefSeq and is a predicted model, not a curated record. Gene Ontology annotation, cellular component: mitochondrion. Lineage: Eukaryota; Viridiplantae; Streptophyta; Magnoliopsida; Sapindales; Anacardiaceae. The transcript is spliced from 18 exons.
UACGGAUAAUACAUGGAAGCAACGCAAGCAUUGUACUUUUAGGCCUGUCUUGUAGUGAACGAACUGUAAACUCUGUAAGAAUGGUGACAAAGGCUUAGUUUUGAAAGUGAUUAUUGAUUAAGAACAAGUUUAAUAAUCAAUUCCAUAUUUAGAACCUGCCUAUAUUACUUAACGAACUGGAAAGUCAACACGCACUUCAGAGAAAAUGGAACUGAAACCGGGCUUAUCAGCUUUUGUCACUGGUGGUGCCUCUGGGAUUGGUAAAGCUCUAAGCUUAGCUCUUGGAGAGAAGGGAAUAUUUGUAACAAUUGUUGAUUUUUCUGAAGAUAGGGGGAAGGAAGUUGCAUCCCUUGUGGAGAAAGAGAAUGCUAAGUUCCAUUCAAACUUGGGAUUUCCACCAGCUAUUUUUAUAAGAUGUGAUGUAACCAACACUAGAGAUAUAGCUGCUGCAUUUGAGAAGCAUGUAGCAACAUAUGGAGGAUUGGAUAUCUGUAUCAACAGUGCUGGCAUAGGCAAUCCUAUUCCUUUCCAUAAGGAUCAAACUGAUGGAACGCGUUCUUGGAGACUCACCAUUGAUGUGAAUCUCAAUGCAAUUAUUGAUUGCACUCGCCGAGCGAUUGGAAUUAUGCAAGCUAUGAAAAAGCCUGGAGUGAUUAUAAAUAUGGGUUCGUCUUCUGGUCUUUAUCCGAUGUAUAUGGACCCUAUCUACUCAGGCUCAAAAGGCGGGGUUGUUCUAUUUACUAGAUCACUUGCUCCCUACAAACGUCAGGGAAUUCGUGUCAAUGUGCUUUGCCCUGAGUUUGUUGAAACUGACAUGGGCUCAAAAGUGGAUCCUAAAUUUAUUGGUUGGAUGGGGGGCUUUGUGCCCAUGAAAAUGGUGGUGAAAGGUGCUUUUGAGCUUAUUAGCGAUGAGAGUAAAGCUGGUUCAUGCCUAUGGAUUACAAAUCGCAGAGGCUUGGAGUAUUGGCCCACCCCAACUGAAGAAGCAAAAUACUUGGUGCGUUCUUCAAGUUCUAGGAAGAGGUCUUCAGUCAGCACCCCUUUGAAUCUUAACAUCCAACUUCCGCAGAGUUUUGAGAAAAUAGUUGUUCACACCUUGACUCAUGAUUUUCGAAAUGCAACCGGCAAAGUCCGCUCUCCAUUGAGAUUACCCAUUAAACCAAAUCAUGUUCUCCUGAAAAUCGUUUAUGCUGGAGUAAAUGCUAGUGAUGUUAAUUUCAGCUCAGGUCGUUAUUUCUCUGGCAACACCAAUACUGUUGGUUCUCGUCUUCCAUUUGAUGCUGGCUUUGAGGCAGUGGGAAUAAUUGCAGCAGUAGGGGACUGUGUCUCUGACCUGAAAGUUGGCACUCCGGCUGCCAUCAUGGUUUUUGGCAGUUAUGCUGAAUAUUCCACGGUUCAUUCCAAACACAUCCUUCCUGUGGCCAGACCAGAUCCAGAAGUUGUUGCCAUGCUUACUUCAGGACUAACAGCAUCAAUUGCUCUAGAAAAGGCUGGGCGGAUGGAAUCUGGGCAAAAAGUUUUUGUUACAGCUGCUGCCGGAGGGACUGGGCAAUUUGCUGUCCAGCUUGCGAAAUUAGCAGGAAAUACAGUGGUGGCAACAUGUGGAGGAGAGACAAAGGCGCAGCUUUUGAAAGACCUAGGAGUUGAUCGUGUCAUAAAUUAUAAAGUUGAAGAUAUCAAAUCUGUUCUAAAGAAGGAGUUUCCCAAAGGUUUUGACAUCAUUUAUGAAUCUGUUGGGGGUGACAUGUUUAAUUUGUGCUUGAAUGCUUUGGCAGUCUAUGGACGACUCAUUGUGAUUGGAAUGAUUUCCCAGUAUCAAGGAGAAAAAGGAUGGAAGCCAUCAAAUUAUACUGGACUAUGUGAAAAGAUUUUAGCAAAAAGCCAAACUGUGGCUGGAUUUUUCUUGGUACAAUAUGCUCACCUGUGGCAACAGCAUCUGGACAGACUCAUCAAUCUUUACUCUACAGGAAAGCUUAAGGUUUCUGUAGACCCAAAAAGGUUUAUAGGUCUUGAUUCUGUAGCAGAUGCAGUUGAAUAUCUUCAUUCUGGUAAAAGUGUCGGCAAGGUGGUUGUUUGUGUAGAUCCAACUUUCAGUCAACAAAUGGCAAAGUUAUGAGUAAUUAACUUUUGUUUGAAUCAUCCUUCUACAAGCAAUUCUUAAUACAAAACAAUAAGUUUAGACAAAGAAAGGAAGAUUCAGAUCAGGCUUUUACUGUAUGCAUAUCCUUAUCUGUCUUAUAGUUGGUCAAAUCAAGUAAGCCACUAAAUAAACAAGUGUGUUUGUAUCUUGCAAGAAUAAAAUUUUGAAACAAUAAGUUAAACGAAAACAUUGGAUGUACAAACUUUGAGGCUUGAGCUAUUAACUGAUGCCACAGUAUUUGUUGAAUUUUAUCUUAUACCCAUUAUUACUUGAA